GCAUCCAUUGGACGAGCUCCCCUAUUGUGGCACAUUCUUCAUCCUGAGUGGCCCGUUUAAAUGUCAAUCACAAGCCCAUCGCCUCCUCCCCAGUCUUGCCAUUACAUUUCAUAGACUACUUUGUGUACAUGCAAUACAUUGUUUAUGAGAUCUACCGUUUCCUAAUUAUCCAGUGAAAGCUUAAAGAACCUGUAAAGAACCCUUAUGCAUUAACUGGGUAUGUGUGUGGUACAAACUGCAAAUUACUGGUAAUAAUCUUUUUAAUACCCAGAACCUGUCAGGCAUAUGGAAUUCAACUAAACUGUCUGGUACUUGCAAGUUGCUUACACGAACAUUAUUUAUUUAUUUAUUUAUUUAUUUAUUUAUUUAACCAAAUAGGCACCUAAAUCCCCCCCAAAAGCUGUGAACUGCUUUGCUAUUGAUUAGCCUAUAAUUUUGCAUAUUACUAUGAAUCGACUUGUUCACAAUUAAGGUGACAAAAAGGCCUAUUAACAGGCAGUGGAAUAAACCAUAUUCUCAUAUUCCCUGUUCACAAUCAGAAAACACUGCAACCCCCAUUCAUGACAUUUCCUCGUAAUCUGACUAGUAGCGAUUUCUGUGUGAAUGUAUGAGAACUGGAAUAUUUAAUAUUUAAUGUCUAUUGAUGAAAACAUUAUUUCUUUUUAGCUCUGUCUGAUGUUUAUGGCGAAUUGACUGUGAUUCACGUGAUUCAUCAAAAUGCUAUUAUAGAAUAAAUAUCAAAUAUUUUUAGGUACCUAGUAUGUUACAGAAUGCUGUGUAAAAGGCAUUUUACAAUAUAAACAAGCCAAUAGGAAAAGCUAGGGAAUUUUUAUUAUUAUUAUUUUUGGAAAAAUGAAAGCGCUUUGAGGUAAUGGGGAAGUACUGUUCCUGGGGUUAUUUGCAUGCGGUGGAUGAAGCUGGUUGGUUAAUGUCUGGGGAAUACCAGCCAGGGUGUGUAUUAAAGCUGGCUGCUCACAGCUUGUGGAUAAUAAACGAGGUUUGAUAUAAUCCGAGCUCUUUAUAAUAAUAACAACAACAACAACAAUAAUAAUAAUAAAUACAUUGAUUCCAUUUAGAAGCUUUGCAGUAGAGAGGACACUCAUAAAAUGGCAAGGAUUUCGAAAACCUUGAAGCACUUGUUUAGGAAAAAAUGCCGAGUUAGGGAAGAAGAAAGUUUGGUGAGCCACAUGUGCUCAGAGCCCUCUGAGCCUGCAGAUGAAGAUCCCAGACAACAAAAUGAUUGCGUCAUGAACACAACAGAUCAGUUUGGUGCAGAUCCCCAAAUGUGUGCUCAAGACUCAGUCCUUCCAGUUCUCACAGCUACACUUACUGGAGACAAAUAUAUCCAGGAGCUAAAUGACGCAGCUGAGCAGGUGAAACAGUGUGGUAUCACACCUGAUGGAAAUGGGGGCUCUGGCAGCUAUUCUCAGUGCAGGUUGAAAGACUACCUCACAGCAGUGGAAAAGUUUGUAGAUAACAACUCUCCUGCACUGCCAACAAACUCACAGCCACACACUGGGGAAUAUCUGAAUGAUGCUAUGAGUUUGAUACAUAGCAAGGUGAUUUCCUUAGUUCCAGUCUUAGAUGAUUCAGUACUAGAAAGUUACCUGGUCGACAGCUAUACUCGCCGCCUGUUUGGCAUGUUGUUCUUGUUAAUGGAUAGAAGUUCAUCAGUAAAAGACUCCUUCUUCCUUCUACAAUGGGUGAAAAAGACAUACUUUAAGCAGGACCAUAAAGGAUGCCUGAAAACACAGAAAGGUGUACUUAGUGUAUCAGACCCUUUCUUGUUGGCUGACUGGUUGGAGUAUUCAAAGCAGAAACUCCUCACACUUCUUCAGAACAAUAUCUCAACUACCCUGCACAACAUCUUGCAGCAGGAUGAGCUUAAUCGUGUUUGUGAUGACAGCAAUGAGGAGGCUUUCAUUCAAGUCCAACUUGAUGUAAUACAGUGUCUGGAUGCUCCCAUUCAGGCAAGUAAAACAGUCAGCCACACCCUUAAAAAUGCUGUACAGAGACUUUGUUGCGAUGAACUUCACAGUUUCAUACAGAGGUAUACGAAUGCACAGGGGGCCGAUGAGGGAAAUUUACUGCGUCACUUCAAGACACUUUAUACCUGUAGGCAACUCAGGUCCUAUGCUCUGAGCAUUAUUGAUUCAAACAAUAACACAGAUUCAUCCACUCUCCUGAUGUUAGGAGACAUGGAGACUCAGUCUUUAUUCAGUGUACAGCAGUCGUUUGCAAACAUAGCAAAGGACAAUUUAAAGAAGUAUUUCAACAAAGAGGAUGGACAUUUGAAUAAUAUGAUCGACUUAAUUCAAAAAAUGCUUGCAACUUUACCACAAAUGGAACAGGGAGAUGAGACAAAACAGCUUAUUGUAAAAGCAGCAUACCACAGUGUUACCAGAGCAUACCUAGACUGUUUAACGCAGAGAAAGUACAAAAAAUUGGAAAACAGAUGGAAUGAUGUGGAAAAGAGGAUAAUGAUGGAUGCUGAACGUUUCCACUUCAGCUUCGCACAACAGAAUGGAAGUAAUGAUGAGCAGAAAAUGGUCCUGUUGAAAAUCGGUGAGAUUCUGCAGUGCCGUAAUGUAGAUACUCUUAAGCUUCACUGCUCAGAACUGUACAUCACUUUCCCUAAGGAGAGUGAGGAGUACAUACCUGCCCUACUGCACUGGAGAGGGGAAUUGUCAAGACGACAGAUUAAGAAAGUAAUUGUUGUGAGUAGGGAAGUUGAAGAUCACAUCAGAAAUGGAGACCACGUCAGACCACAUCCCCGUAUGUACUGGUGGUGCUGUCUUUGUUGAAUAUAUAGAUGAAGCAGAUGACCAAUGUUCGGCCCACGACUUUAUUGUGUGCAUGAGUUUUUUUUUUUCCUAGGUUUUCUCAAAGACACUAUUGUAAAACCAAUCAUGACACUGAUUUUAAACUACUUUAACUUUGACAUUCUUUAACUUUGACUUUUUUAACUACUUUAACUUUAAACUACUUUAACUUUGACAUUCCAGUUAUUACUUGAUUUAUUGUACUUGAGUUGUAUUAAUUCUCAUCAUAAUUAUUCCAGUGUUGCUAGUCCAGAAACUGAAAUUCUAAAAGAUUUUAGAUUUUUAGUCAACGUUUAUAUUUCGGUAUUUCAGCUAGUCCUUAGGAGGUAGAAUGUUGCAUUGGCCUUCUUAACGUUAUUUUAUAGUUAUUACAUGAUUUUUCAUCAUGUUGGACUGGCCUUGUUUGCACAGUUGUGUUUACCUAAUGUCUAACUAAGCUAACAGAUAUUAAGCUUUAACAAUUGAUUUGUUUAAAUAUAAACAUGAAAUGUUGUGUCUGCUCAUGCACUUCAAAAGUGCAAAGCUCUAUGUGUCAUGUAACAACAUUUGAUUAUUACAACUGUUUUGAUUUUAUUAAAUUAUUUUUAUAUUCAUA
This is a messenger RNA of Pangasianodon hypophthalmus (striped catfish), 3417 nucleotides long. RefSeq names its product exocyst complex component 3. Gene Ontology annotation, biological process: exocytosis; exocyst localization. The record is from RefSeq and is a predicted model, not a curated record. The transcript is spliced from 10 exons. Gene Ontology annotation, molecular function: SNARE binding. Bases 1107 to 2804 code for a protein of 565 amino acids. NCBI's taxonomy places the organism in Eukaryota, Metazoa, Chordata, Actinopteri, Siluriformes, Pangasiidae. Gene Ontology annotation, cellular component: exocyst.